Molecule: messenger RNA, 513 nt
Organism: Colletotrichum orchidophilum
Lineage: Eukaryota; Fungi; Ascomycota; Sordariomycetes; Glomerellales; Glomerellaceae
Product: carbonate dehydratase
Exons: 3
Coding region: 1-513 (170 amino acids)
Molecular function (GO): zinc ion binding; carbonate dehydratase activity
Source: RefSeq, a predicted model, not a curated record
AUGUCCGCAAUCCAAAAGAACGUCGAGGUCGCCUCGGAAACGUAUUCGUCGAGUUUCGACAAGGGGCAUUUGGCCCUCCCGCCAGCAAAGAAGUAUCUCGUUCUUACGUGCAUGGAUGCCAGAAUCGAUCCGGCGCGAGCUUUUGGUAUCGAGUUGGGCGACGCGCACGUCAUUCGUAACGCCGGCGCUUCAGCCGUGGAUGCAAUUCGCAGCAUAGUCAUCUCACAACAGCUCCUUGGCACUCAAGAGAUCGUCCUCGUCAAGCACACCGGCUGCGGCAUGCUGACGUUCAAGAACGAGGACGCGUUUGGCCUUGUUGAGAAGAACCUCGGCGCCGAGGCUUCCUCCGAGGCGGCGAGCCGCAUUCCCGACUUCCUCCCCUUCACGGAGCUGGAUGCGGCUGUCAAGAAGGACAUUGAUUUUAUCAAGGCGUCCAAGUUGGUGCCGGAUAGUGUUACGCUUAGCGGCUGGGUCUACGAGGUUGAGACAGGAAAGACGAGGCGCGUUGUUUGA